Molecule: messenger RNA, 1617 nt
Organism: Spathaspora passalidarum NRRL Y-27907
Lineage: Eukaryota; Fungi; Ascomycota; Pichiomycetes; Serinales; Debaryomycetaceae
Exons: 1
Coding region: 1-1617 (538 amino acids)
Biological process (GO): phosphatidylethanolamine biosynthetic process; phosphatidylcholine biosynthetic process
Cellular component (GO): cytoplasm
Molecular function (GO): ethanolamine kinase activity; choline kinase activity
Source: RefSeq, a predicted model, not a curated record
AUGACUAAUAUAGAUACAAUGAUACCAUCUCCAUCUUUAGAUGGCGCACAAACCGAAGGUGUAUCUGACUAUGAAAACGACUCGUCCUAUUGUUUUAUCGUUAAUCAAAAAUUACAUUGUAUACCCUUGCACAAGAUAUCUAAUCCAACCAACCUAAACGUUGAGCCACCAGAGGACCAAAAACAAAUUCAGAUCCAACAUGGCACAGCUUCUAUCCAUCAAGUAGACGUGGCCGAUUUCACCCCCAACAAGCUUUAUCUCAAGAACCGUAAUUUGCUUUAUAGUCUCAACAACCCCUCGUCAGUUUCUGAUAUCGAGAAUGAUACCCCAACCAACAAUAACAGCAACAACAACAACAAUAACAAUACUCCUGCAUUAGCGACUCCUGACUUGGUCAUACCGAGCACAGCAUCUUCUACAUAUUCUAGAUCUCCCUCACCUGCAGAAGUAGAAACCGACUCUUCCUCAGCUGCUAUAUACCUCCCUAAGCUUAUCAUAGAUCUCAAGGAUAAUUUAGAAAAUAACUUCACUCAACUCAAGCAUUUGCUAGUUAAAAUAUUCCCAUCAUGGUCUGACAUCAAUCAAAUCACCGUGAAACAACUCACUGGAGGUAUAACCAACAUGCUUUUGAGUUGUGAAUACAAAAAGAGCCAACCAGUGUUGGUGCGUGUAUAUGGCCAGGGAACCAAUUUAAUUAUUGACAGACAUCGAGAAUUUGUGUCUCAUUUAAUGCUCAACUCGAUAGGAUUGGCACCACCAGUAUAUGCAAGAUUCAAAAAUGGGCUAGUGUACGGGUAUUUGGAGGGCCGUUCUUUGGAACCAGCGGAAUUGGCCAAGGAUUGGGUGUAUCCCUUGAUUGGACAGCAAUUGGGGAAUCUCCAUCGUACAUUGGACUAUAGGUUGAUUGACGAAGGUGUACAAAAGAUUAGAACUUUGAGAAAGAGGAGAAAGUCAAGUGCUGCCAAUGAUAAAAAGCGCUACAUCAGUAAUAUCUGGGAAUUGCUUGAGGAGUGGAUUGAUAUUAUUCCAAUAAACCCACUUCUCAUUGAAUCAUUCAAUACUCAUUUAGACGUAGAGGUUACCCCAGAAAACUUGAAAGAUGUCAUUCAUCAGGAAUUGUCCUGGAUGAGACGCCAUUUAGAGAACUGUGGUUCACCUAAUGUUGCAUCACAUUGUGAUUUACUUUCAGGUAAUGUCAUCAUCCCUGAAAACCAUAGUCACGAACCGUGCAUAACGAUCCCACCGAUUAAUGAAAAUCCCAUCAAGUUUAUCGAUUAUGAGUAUAUGCUUCCUGCGCCUCGAGGAUUCGAUAUUGCCAACCAUUUUGCUGAAUGGCAAGGGUUCAAUUGUGAUCGAAGUGCUAUUCCUAAUCCAAGUAUUGAUAAUCCAGUAAUGACACAUUGGGUGCGAGCUUAUCUCGAUGACAUGCAAGCUAGCAAUGAACAAGUUGGUGCUGUAAUUGAUGAAAUCAAGUUGUUUUACGGAAUGCCCGGGUUUUACUGGGGUAUAUGGGGCAUGAUCCAAAGUGAGCUUUCUUUGAUUGAAUUUGAUUAUGCUGAAUAUGCUAGUUUGAGAUUGGGUGAGUACUGGGAUUGGAAGAAAGAGUUUGUAAGUUAG